AUGAACUCUAGUCAGUUAGAAUUUACUAUUCAAAAAUUUGAUGAAGAUUUUUCUAAUUCAUUUAAUCCUAUUUCUGAGCCUCACAAUAAAUGGCUAGAAGAAAUCAAUAAUAACAAAUUAUCAAUUGAGGAAAUUGUUGAUAUUUCAAAUCCAGCAUUUAUUGGAAGCAAUAAUUCAUUUAUUG
Dentiscutata heterogama is the source of this 184-nucleotide messenger RNA. NCBI's taxonomy places the organism in Eukaryota, Fungi, Glomeromycota, Glomeromycetes, Diversisporales, Gigasporaceae. The record is from the annotation of a GenBank genome assembly.